Molecule: messenger RNA, 127 nt
Organism: Racocetra persica
Lineage: Eukaryota; Fungi; Glomeromycota; Glomeromycetes; Diversisporales; Gigasporaceae
Source: the annotation of a GenBank genome assembly
CAGAUGAUAAACAGCAUGCCCAAAGGAAAACUGAUUCCUCUUCUGGAAUCAGCAAACCUUUACUAGCAACAAAGUUAAAACACCUGAGUAGAGGAAAUGGGGCUGGUUAUCCAAAACGUCAUACCCA